UCAAGUGUCGCCGUCGUUGUGUUGGCUGUUCGCUGUUUACCCUCGCCGCAAGAAUGCCGGAGUUAGCAGUAGAAAAUGUGGUUGUACAUCCGCUCGUGUUACUAAGCGUGGUGGACCAUUUUAACAGAAUAGGGAAAGUUGGCAACCAGAAACGAGUGGUUGGUGUUCUACUUGGGUCUUGGCAGAAAAAAAUUCUUGAUGUUUCAAAUAGUUUUGCUGUGCCAUUUGACGAAGAUGAUAAGGAUGACUCGGUGUGGUUCUUGGACCAUGACUACCUGGAGAACAUGUAUGGCAUGUUCAAGAAAGUUAAUGCCAGAGAGAGAAUUGUUGGAUGGUACCACACAGGACCAAAACUGCAUAAGAAUGACAUCGCCAUCAAUGAACUCGUCAAACAAUACUGCACAAAUUCAGUGUUAGUCAUCAUUGAUGUGAAGCCCAAAGAUCUUGGCUUACCCACAGAAGCAUACAUCUCAGUGGAGGAAAUACAUGAUGAUGGAACUCCAACAUCCAAGACAUUUGAACACGUCACCAGUGAGAUUGGAGCUGAGGAAGCAGAGGAAGUUGGAGUAGAACACCUUCUCAGAGACAUCAAGGACACAACAGUAGGCACUCUGUCCCAGCGCAUCACUAACCAGGUCCAUGGCCUGAAGGGACUCAACUCUAAGCUACUGGACAUUCGGUCCUACCUGGAGAGAGUGGCAGCAGGUAAACUGCCCAUCAACCACCAGAUCAUUUACCAACUGCAGGAUGUCUUCAACCUACUUCCAGAUGUAAAUCUGCUGGAGUUCACUAAAGCCUUCUACCUGAAGACCAAUGACCAGAUGCUGGUUGUUUACCUGGCCUCUCUCAUCCGCUCAGUAGUGGCUCUGCACAACCUGAUCAACAACAAGAUUUCCAACCGAGAUGCAGAGAGGAAGGAGGGACAGGAGAAGGAAGAAGGCAAGAAAGAGAAGAAAGAUGAUAAGGAGAAGAAGGAGGAGAAAAACAAGGAGAAGGAAAAAGGGGAUGUCACCAAGAAAGAUGAGAAGAAGAAGAAAUAAGUGUUUUCUGCUACCAGUGGUGCCCAACCCUGCCGGUUUUCACUGCAGCCCUGAUUUAACACGUCUGAGUCAAUUAAUCAAAGUCUUGGUCAGUAGCUAGUUAGUAGAAUCAGGUGUGUUAAAUCAGGGUCGGGGUGAAAAACGGCAGGAUGGUAGCACUCCAGGAGCAGGGUUGGGCACCAAUGUGCUAGACUGUCACUCAAAUCAUACCUUCUUCAUGCUGAUGGUGCUCCAAUUUAGUCCUGAGUACAGUUUAUUAAAUGGGUCUCAUGCUAAAAGUAGGGCUCUAUAUGGAGGGUGGUGUCACUUGAGAUUUGGCCUUGCAGUCUGAACAGGCACUCGAGACUUUCGAUGUCGUACGGAGGACGAGAUGGUGUUUCUGUCAUUUGUGUUCUUUACUGAAAGAACAUGUAUAUUCUGUUUUCGCAGUUUGCUCCCGGUGUUGUAAAACACCUUGUUUUGCUAUUUUGUAAGUUGGAGAAAAUGUUUCUCAAUCACAUUAAAUUGGGAUUAUAUUAAAGGUU
Messenger RNA from Lampris incognitus (smalleye Pacific opah), 1564 nucleotides. RefSeq names its product proteasome 26S subunit, non-ATPase 7 (gene psmd7). Gene Ontology annotation, biological process: proteasome-mediated ubiquitin-dependent protein catabolic process. The transcript is spliced from 8 exons. Gene Ontology annotation, molecular function: protein binding; metallopeptidase activity. Gene Ontology annotation, cellular component: proteasome complex; proteasome regulatory particle. Lineage: Eukaryota; Metazoa; Chordata; Actinopteri; Lampriformes; Lampridae. Bases 54 to 1040 code for a protein of 328 amino acids. The record is from RefSeq and is a predicted model, not a curated record.